AUGACUGAGUUAGAGAAGGCAAUAGUAAUGGUUAUAGAUGUCUUUGACAAGUAUGCAUCCAAAGAGGGUAGCAACGCAUCCCUUUCAAAGGGAGAAAUGAAGUCUCUUUUGGAGAAAGAACUUCCCGGUAUGCUUAAGAGCUCAAAGGAUAAAGAUGCUUCAGACAAACUCCUAAAAGAGCUGGAUGAGGAUGGAGACUCUGAAGUGGACUUUAAGGAAUACGUGAUCUUUGUGGCUACUUUGGCUACCAUGGCUCACAAGUGUAUUAAGGGAUGUGCACCCAAAAAAUAAUUUUAAGAAAUAUUACACUGCGUUUGCCAACA
Messenger RNA from Bombina bombina (fire-bellied toad), 323 nucleotides. RefSeq names its product protein S100-P-like. The record is from RefSeq and is a predicted model, not a curated record. Gene Ontology annotation, cellular component: cytoplasm; extracellular exosome. Gene Ontology annotation, molecular function: calcium ion binding; transition metal ion binding. NCBI's taxonomy places the organism in Eukaryota, Metazoa, Chordata, Amphibia, Anura, Bombinatoridae. Gene Ontology annotation, biological process: endothelial cell migration. The transcript is spliced from 2 exons. Bases 1 to 291 code for a protein of 96 amino acids.